CCAUGGUGAAGCUCACUGUGAAUCGUGUGUUUGCUGCACCCAAGAUCAGGCUUGUGACGCGACCACGCAGGCAACCCAAGCUCCAAAUCGCAUCAAUCCACCAACUCACCACCAACAACAACACUUUCCAACGACUACCAAAUUCCAUCUCACAAACGUCCAAACGACUACCGCACAACAUGGCAGAACCGCAAACAGUAAAAACACGCAUCCUGAUCGUCAGCGACACCCACAGCACACCUCUCCAACCAACCACAUCUCCAAACCCAUUCCGCCAACCCCUCCCUUCAGCAGAUAUCCUCAUCCACUGUGGCGACCUCACUAUGAAAGGACUGACCUCUGAAUACCACAAAACGCUGGAUUUGCUCGCUUCCAUCGACGCACCUAUCAAGCUGGUCAUUGCCGGAAAUCAUGAUCGCACACUUGACAAGACGUGGAUGGAAAAACAUCAGAAUCAUCUAUGGGAUGGAGAGACUUAUGAGGAGGCGAGGGAGUUUUGGUUUGGAGAGAAAGGACGGGCGAGGAGAGAGGGGGUGGUUAUGUUGGAGGAGGGCGUGCAUGAGGUGCCUCUGAAGAAUGGGGGUGUGUUGACUCUCUACACAUCGCAAUACCAACCCGAAUUCUGCGACUGGGCUUUCCCCUACUGGAAGCACGAAGACCGCUACAACAUCUCCAACGUCCUCAUCGACGCCAAACACAUCUCUGUUAACCCCAUCCCAUCAUUCUCCGCCAAACAAUUGGAUGUUAUUUGCACUCAUGGCCCACCCUUCAAGCGUGGAGACAUCACACCACAUGGAAAUGUAGGAUGUCCGCAUCUCCUCAAAGCAGUUGCGAGGGCCAAACCACUGAUCCACUGUUUCGGUCAUAUUCAUGAGGGCUGGGGCGCUGAGAGGGUUACUUGGGAAGACACGCCCAAGAGAGAACCGCAACAGACGAUCCAGGAGUUCAAGGAUGGAGGAUGGGAGAAGAGCAUUAAGAGUGUUGAGACAGUAGAGGUGGACAAAAAGGAAGUUAUGGAGCAGAGAGCAGUCUAUGUGGAUGCUAGUAAGACGAGUGGGAAGGAGGUCAUCAGGGGAGAGCAGACACUGAUGGUCAAUGCGGCGAUCAUGGAUGCUGGGUAUCAUCCUGUGAACGCGGCGUUUUUGGUGGAUGUGGAUUUGCCUUUGAAAAAAUGAGGUUGAGGCGUGGAAGCGCAGGCACAGGAGAGCCAUGGUAAUCGGUAUCAAGACAUGGGUACUCCAAAGCACAAUGAAUGUUGCUUUCUACGAUGUGGUAGGCCAUCAAGAGUAGUCAUGAAAAUGCAGAAGGAAGUUGAAGAUCGGAAUAACGCUCGACGGAGGGUACCAGUGUUUGAGCUCUCAGUGGACAAACCACGAAUAUAGAAAACCAUCUUGCAUUUUGGUAGGCUG
Molecule: messenger RNA, 1409 nt
Organism: Aureobasidium pullulans EXF-150
Lineage: Eukaryota; Fungi; Ascomycota; Dothideomycetes; Dothideales; Saccotheciaceae
Product: Metallo-dependent phosphatase
Exons: 2
Molecular function (GO): hydrolase activity
Source: RefSeq, a predicted model, not a curated record